CUUGAACAACAGCCUCCAUGGACAGGGUGAGGUGGGGGUCCCUGCCUCAAUUUCUUGCUUUGCUUUAACUAGAGUGAUAAAAUUCUAGCAUCCGGUUGUGUCUCACCACCCCACCCCCAGUGCCCUGUGCCUUGGGGAGGAGCCGGUGUUGCUAAAAUUGGGAGAAACUGAAAGACUCCCUGGCCUCCUGAGAAGGGGAGAAGAUGGCAUAGUCAGCUCACGGAGGCCCUGGGCUCUGACCCACCUGUUCCCAGUCCAUGGGCUGCUCAGUGGCACUUGUUAUCCCAGGAGUGUGCUGCUGGCAUCUGGGGCUGGCAUGGCUGACUGCAUGCUUGUCCUGGGAGCCCAGAGCUGAGUGGCACUUAACCCUGAACACAGAGUGCACCUGAACAGAGGCUUUAGCGCCUGGACCUGCAGAGUCUAAAAGCCUUGGUUUGCACCUGCUUUGGGUGCAUGUUCUGUCGUGCUUUAACCCCUGGGUCUUGGUUUCCUCAUUUGUAGUCGGGACAGAGAAUGGAGCUAAGCACAUCUGCUUGUAGGAGAUAUGAGUGGAGGGGCCAAGACCUUUUGGCUCAAUGUGUGGGAUGAAAGUGCAACUUUCUGUGAUGGUACAGAGGGGAGACCCUCCACCUGGUCUGCUCCAUGGUGCCUAACACCCUGGGGACAUCUGAGGGUGGAAUGUGGAGGAGGGUGGAAUGUGGAGGAAGCCAGCUGGCUCCCCUAGCCGGGAAAGGAGCUGGGCAGUGGUGUCCUGGGCUGCUCCUUGUCCUUUCAAGAUGACACCUUAGCUCUGAGUCGGAAUUAACCAUCGACAUCUCAUGGCCCUUGGUGUCAUUUCUGAGCACUGGGCAGCACCUUUGGAUUUUGCUCUUGUCCUUCAUUGGCUCUGGGGGAGAUGGGUGGUCUAUUGAAGUUGCCUGUGGGCUAGAGGUGCCGGGACCCUCACCCCCACUUUUUUCCCCCACAGAUGUGCACUCCCAGCAACACCCCUGCCACACCACCCAACUUUCCUGAUGCACUAGCCAUGUUCUCCAAGCUUCGAGCCUCUGAGGGCCUGCAGAACAGCAACAGCCCCAUGACGGCUGUGGCCUGCUCCCCCCCUGCAAACUUCAGCCCCUUCUGGGCCGCAUCCCCACCCAGCCACCAGACGCCCUGGAUCCCACCCUCUUCCCCCAACUCCUUCCAUCGCCUCCACCGCCCACAGCCCACGUGGCCCCCUGGAGCACCACAGGGGGGCACCCAGCAGAAAGCCAUGGCAGCAGUGGAUGGCCAGAGAUGAGACUGGAUGGCACUGGGCUGGAGUGGGUGCAGUCCAGGGUUGUGGGGACACAGAGCAGGGCUGGGGAGGGGGGAAACACCAGAGGGUGGGGGGGUUCGGAUCGCACUGGAAGAUUUUAUAAGAGAAUUUUUGUGGGGGCGCAGUAAACGUCCUGAGCCACUUGGGUUCUUCAGGAGUUUCUCUUUGGGAAAGUUUUUCCUCUUUUUAAUAUAUAACUAUAAUAUAUAUGAAUAUAAAUUUAAUGUAUGCGCGAGUGGGGCCUGCACACCAGGGUUGUUGGAGUCGGAAGGGAAUGGCCUCAAAAAUCUCUUUCCUUGACAGCACCUCUCCCUCUGCCCAAUUUGGGGGAGCAGAUGGGUGCUCAUAGUCAGAUGGAGUGAGCUUGCAGUCAGGUGGCUGUGCUGCCUCCUUUAGAAGCCACAUCAGCCAUUAGGAAGUGCCCCCACCCCCAACGGAGGUUCCAGAAGCGUCCUGUUGGAAUUGUGGACUUUCCAACCCCAUCACCGGUAGAUGGAGUUUUCAUCUCUGCUGGUGGUGACCUCUCAGUAGCCACGAAACUUGUCACCCUGUCCCCAACUGGGUGUGCAAAGCUGGUAGGACUGAAGAGUUGGCUGACCUCUGAGUGGGUACUUGGCUGUCUGGUCCCUUACUGUCCUGGCUGUCCUGCAGGUCCCCAGCCUCUCUGUCUAGCAUCAGAGGACGACAACUUCGGAGAGCCUGCCUUUGGAUUCGAGUUCCUAAAUUAAAAUCACAUCUCAUCAGGGUGCAAUUUUAAUUUAAAAACUUUAAAAGACUUUUCUAACUAA
Molecule: messenger RNA, 2085 nt
Organism: Cricetulus griseus (Chinese hamster)
Lineage: Eukaryota; Metazoa; Chordata; Mammalia; Rodentia; Cricetidae
Source: RefSeq, a predicted model, not a curated record